AUGGACGCCCCGCCCGAGCAGCAGCAGCCCGUCGCCGACGCCCAGGACGCGCAGAAACACGCGGAGCACACGCUCGACGUCGACGCCGACGCCAGCAGCAGCACCGUCACCGCCAACCCCGUCUCGCCGCCGCCGCACUUCCACCCCAGCAACGCCAGCAGCAACGGCUACACCCCCGACCCCCCGCGGCCCUCGACCUCGUACUCGGACACGGGCUACCAGUACCCCCACCAUGGCGCCCGCUUCAACUCGUCCGACGCAGACACCCCGCCGCGCCACCCCUACCACGACGGCACCAAGGAGACACACAUGGCCCACCCGCACUCGCGCCCCUCGUCGCAGAUGGGCCGCUACUCCACCUCGGACGCCGGCGCCCGCUCCAACUCGUACCAGGACCAGAACGCCCGCGGCGCGCAGCCCGCCCAGGAGCCCGCCAAGAACUCCAGCGUCGUCAUCAAGGUCGGCAUGGUCGGCGACGCCCAGAUCGGCAAGACCAGUCUGAUGGUCAAGUACGUCGAGGGCAGCUGGGACGAAGACUACAUCCAGACCUUGGGCGUCAACUUUAUGGAAAAGACAAUCUCCAUUCGAAACACGGAAAUCACCUUCUCCAUCUGGGACCUGGGCGGCCAGCGCGAGUUCGUCAACAUGUUGCCGCUCGUCUGCAACGACGCCGUCGCCAUCCUCUUCAUGUUCGACCUGACGCGCAAGAGCACACUCAAUUCCAUCAAGGAAUGGUACCGCCAGGGCCGAGGCUUCAACAAGACUGCCAUUCCCUUUCUCGUCGGCACAAAGUACGACCACUUUGUCAACUUCCCCCGCGAGGAGCAGGAGGAGAUCUCCAACCAGGCCAAGCGCUUCGCCCGCGCCAUGAAGGCCAGCCUCAUCUUCAGCAGCACAAGUCACAGUAUCAACGUGCAGAAGAUCUUCAAGAUUGUCCUGUCCAAGGCAUUCGACCUCAAGUGCACCAUCCCGGAGAUAGAAAACGUCGGCGAGCCUCUCCUCCUCUACCAGGCCGUCUAG
Molecule: messenger RNA, 1020 nt
Organism: Ascochyta rabiei
Lineage: Eukaryota; Fungi; Ascomycota; Dothideomycetes; Pleosporales; Didymellaceae
Product: Ras GTPase tem1
Exons: 4
Coding region: 1-1020 (339 amino acids)
Biological process (GO): regulation of exit from mitosis
Cellular component (GO): spindle pole body
Molecular function (GO): GTPase activity; GTP binding
Source: RefSeq, a predicted model, not a curated record